This is a messenger RNA of Closterium sp. NIES-67, 3845 nucleotides long. The record is from the annotation of a GenBank genome assembly. NCBI's taxonomy places the organism in Eukaryota, Viridiplantae, Streptophyta, Zygnematophyceae, Desmidiales, Closteriaceae.
UCAUUGAACCGCCUGCCAUUGCUACUUACACCAAUGGCUUCCACUUCGGACGAUCGGACGCUCCUUAGCGGCACGACCAUUUGUGUCACAGGAGUUCCGAAAGUGUACCGCGCGCUGGUGGCGGAGCUGAUCAAGCUGCUGGGGGGGCGGUACAGCCCCGACCUCACACCGCACUGCUCGCACCUCCUUGUCGCAAUAUCCCCCUCAGACUCCCAUCCAUCCCACCCAACCCAACCCAACCCCCACGUGGGGAUGUUGCAACGCAAUCCCCAUGCGCAACCCCCCCCCCCCCCGCCAUUACCUCUCGUCCAUCUUCGGGGUGUGCUGCCAUUUGCGCCUGUUGGGCGGGCUUUGUCCAUUGUGCUUUGGGCAUUGGCUUUGGGCGUUGGGGUAUGGGAUUCUGGCUGUCUUUCUGUCCGAAAGGCAGCCGCUUCCACUUCUCGCAAUGCCACGUCCUUAACUCGCAACCUGCGUGUGCUCGACCCACUUCCCUUCUUUCCCCCUCCCCGCCACUGCCUCUCCCUCCCUCUCCUUCCUUUCCCUCCCUCCCCACUCUCGUCUCCCUCCCCUCUCCUCUCUCUCUUCCCCUCGCUCUUCCCCUCUCCCCCCGUCCGUCCCCCCACCACGCGCCCUCGGGUCCCAAAGUGGCUUAUGCGCUCGCCCACGCCUCCCACCUGCCUCUCCGCCUCGUCUCCCUGCCCUGGCUCUCUGCCUCCAUCGCUGCUGGAGUGCGCCUGCCAGAGCACAUUUUCUUUCCCUGCUUCCAGCAGCUUCACUCACUGGCGGCGGCGGCCCGGGGGGGAAGGGGGGGAAGAGUGGUUGGAAGCGGGGAGGGAGAGGAGCGCCGAGGAGGAGGGGGUCAGGGUUCAGGUUUGUUGGGGAGCCACCAAUCGCAGAAGCUUUGGAUGGGGCGGAAUGGGGAGGCAGAGGAGGGGGAGGAGAGGGAGGAAGAAGAGGAAGUGGUGGAGGCAGAGAUAAGAGAGAGGGAUUGGGUGGGAGUGAUACGAAGAGGGGGAGGAGCAGGAGCAGAGUGUGAGAAAGGGAGUGAGACAACGAAUCACGGAGACGGGUGCAGUUUCAUGGUGGAAGAAAGAGUGGAGCAUGGAAGAGCACGAAACCAGCAUGCAGUGGGACAUGCCCUGGCGUCAGUAGCAGCACCAGCAUCGUGCUAUAGCGGUUCAGAGGGGGGUGUGGUGCAUGCAGCACGUGGUGCCACAACAACAACGGCACGUGAGGCAGAAGCGGGCAGGGCUGCUGCUGCACGAGCACCGGUUGGGAACUUACCAUGUUCUGCAGCAGCACCUCACAGCAGAGACAGAGACUGUACCGCAGAAGAACGUGCCCGUACAAGCCACAACGAUACACGUGUUACAGCAGCGAACGUCUCGGCCUUAAGAGCUGUCCAUUCAAGGAAACAAAGGCUGGAGCUUGAAGCCACCGGAGCUGCAUCUGCCUCGGAUCCAUGCAAUCGCCGCAUAGCCGAAGAGGGGCACAAGGCUCGGAAAAAUCCGGUUCAGGAGCGAGGUUCACAGGCUCGGCAGAGGGUUGGAUCCUCGCAGGAGCCUGAAGAGGCGGAGGUGCCUUUCGACGAAGCAGACAGCCAGGUCCGAAGCGAGUGGCUUGGGAGCUGCUCUGAGCCACCAGGAGCAGGUUCGGAGGGCCGUGAGUGUGUGAGCAAGAGGCAGGAUGAGGUUGAUGAGUUUGGGGGGGCGGUGGGCUGUGCUGCGGAGGUGGCUGAAGAGACGGAGAGUGCGAGGGGAGAGGGUUACUGUGGUGCUGGUGUGAGGGAAGGUGAGUGGUCAGGUGCAUGGGAAGAAGCGGGAGAGGUGCCAGACGUGACAGUAUUGGGUGACGUGGCACGAUUGGGUGACGUGGCAGUAGCGGUGACAGGCUUCAUGAAGCAAGCAGCCUGUGCUGUUCCUGUGCCUUGCUUGCCUGGUGAAGUACCUAAGACCAGCGCUCGCUCUAAUGAGACCGACGAUGCCGAUUCUGCAAAUGCAGAUGGUACCCGUGAUGGCCAUCACGCCCAUGAAACCCGGGGUACCCGUGACGGGCAUGCUAGCCGUGAUGCUGCUGCUGCCGAUGCGCAUGCCAGUAUCAAGAGCCUUGAUCUAAUUCAUAACUCAUCCCAUCUGUCCUCACAGCACUCUCCAGCACCACCCGCACCGCCUCAUGCCACUGCAUCAUGCGUCACCCCCCUCACUCACUCCCCUCCUCCUCCUUCCCCUCCUCCUUCCCCUCCUCCUUCCCCUCCUCCUUCCCCUCCUCCUUCCCCUCCUCCUUCCCCUCCUCCUUCCCCUCCUCCUCAACCCUCCGAGCCUCAUCCUCUGGAGCUGCUCCCUGCCGAACCUCAGCCCUCCGUGCCUCAGGAUCUGGUUCGGCAGCGAGGCAAAGCAGAGUCAUGCAGGGUUUGGGAGUGUUCACUGCCAGAGGCAUGGUGGGAGAGCAGCAACACCCACGAGCACUGCUGCUGCAGCAGAGGUUGCUCCUGCUCCUGCCCCUGCUCCAGCUGUAGGUUAGAUGCAAGGGCGGAUUGCAGUAGCAUAUGCAUUGGGGAGCACAGCAGUACCAGCAGCACUCUCGGCGGCAGCAGUGGCGGUGGCAACAGCAGCAGCAGCAGCAGCAGCAGCAUGGGUAAUGAGAGCGGCAGCAGUGGCGGCGGCGUGCAGCAGUGUUGGGUGUGGGGGUGUGUGAGAUGGGAGAGGCGUGUGGAAGCAAUGGCUCGAGCCAAGGGGCUCGUGAGGGCGAGGAGGGGAGGAAGGCGGCAGCCGGCCAGCUCGUUACCUCGCCCCCCAGCCCCCCCGGUCCUCCUCGACACUCUGGCUUGGAGCGUGUCCGAGCCUCCCGCUGAGGCUCGGAUGCUCGGGGUUCUGGUGUCAGGAGGUGUGGAAGAAGCUGGGAAGGGGAGAGGUGAUGGUGGCGUGGUUGCUGCUGUUUCUUCUGGUGUUGCUGCUGCUGGUGCUGGUGGUGACUGUGCUUCAGUGGGGCCCAGGCUGCAUGAGAGCCAACUCUCUCUGGUCGUCUACCCGCACCCAUUCCUCACACUCCUCUUCCCUCUCGACGUGUACUCUGAGCUCGGCCCCUCCUCGCGCUCCUACUCCUCCCCCGCUGGCUUCUCCACCCGCCGCCUCCUCUCCCUCGUCUAUGCCUUUUACCAGGAACCGUUGAGCAACCACGAGGUGUCCCUCUGCGUCCUCUCUGACUCUCGCCACGCGGACGCACUGCGCUCCUCCCUCGCUGCCUGCCCGCCCCCACCUGUCACUCCCGCUGCUGCUGCUGUUGCUGCUGCUCCUGCUGCUGAUGCUGCUGCUGCUGCUGGCGUUCGUCCUCCUGCUGCUGCUUCAGCAGCAGCAACGGCGCCUGCUGCUGCUUCAGCCGCGGCAACGGCGCCUGCAGCUGCCGCCUUAAUUUCUGCAACCGUUGUCGCUGCUUCCACCCCGGUUCCUUGCCCUGCUGCACGGCAACUGCAACGGCAACUGCAAGGUCCUGCCUUCUGGUCUCCCCCUCUGCGAGUGACCUUUCUGGGCUCCAGGCUGCACUUUGAAGGACUCAAACGGGUUUCCAGAGAUGGCUCCGGGCAGGUUUAUGAGGUCUGCUUGGGCAGGUGAACGGGCAGGUGGGUAGGAUUCAGGGAGAAGAAUGUUGCGUGUGACACGUUCUUGUGUGUUUCACUUCCGCAUUUCUAUCUGGUGCCGUACCAGCUUGUUGCACGUCUUCGCUGUUGUUUGUGUGCUUGUACUGUACAUGCCGGUGGUUUCACUCUCAUGUCAUGACCCUCAAUGUGAACGUAGCAUACGUAUGUACUAAGCUCAGGUUGAGGUUGCCACGAAAGCCUUCUUUGUAGU